AUAAAAUGGUAGUUCUUCACUCACUCUCACUCAUCAUAUGCCAUCUAUGUGUGCCAGUUUGGAAAUAUUUCUUAUCUAUGUUACAUUAAUAUAUGCUGCCAAGAAAACCUCUCUGGCAACAUCUGUAACAUAUAGUCAUAUACAACAUGUUAUGACCAUGAUCUCUCACUAUCUCCCUGUCUUAUAUUGUUAACAUACUCAGUCCAGUUCAUUUAUAUCAUCUCUAGUUGCCCUAAUUCUUCCUCUGAACACCAAUCAAUUUUUCAAGUAUGAUGCAAGACCAAAUUGGUCUCCCUGCUUGUUUCUCAUCCGGUGAGAAGCCGAAUGAUGACCCUGCUGCUGUGACCAGGCCAGGUCAUAGUGCUUUCAUGUCCGUUUACCGGACAAAAAUCGCAGGCCAGUGUCGCUUGAUCACUGUUACAUGGCGUAAGAAUUCGCUGCUCCACAUCCUAGCCGUGUCAGUAGAAGGACCGGCCGGUGAAAGCCAGUAUACAUGUAAGGUUCAGCUGAAACCAUGGUGCUUUUGGAAGAAACAAGGCUCAAAGCGCUUAGAAGUGGACGGGAAGCCUAUUGACAUCUUUUGGGACCUCAAAGCUGCAAAAUUCAACGGCGAAACUGAGCCAAGCUCAGGCUACUAUGUUGCAGUGGUUUGUGAUGGAGAAGUUGUGCUGCUACUAGGAGAUCUAAAGAACGAGGCGUAUAAAAAGUCCGGUUCUAGGCCAGGUCUUAUCGAUCCCAUUUUGGUUUCGAAGAAGGAACACAUAUUUGGCAAGACGAAGUUCUUCACAAAAGUGAAGUUUCAUGAGAAAGGUAGGUUUCAUGAGGUGUCAAUCGAGUGCAAGAACAGAAGCAACAAUAAUGGGGAGAUGAGUGCUAAUAGCAAUUGUUUUGGUGGGGUGGAUCCAGAAAUGGAGAUAAGGCUUGAUGGGCAUUUGGUGAUUCAUGUCAAACACCUUCAAUGGAAGUUUAGAGGUAAUGAAUGCAUUCAUUUCAAGAAAGUGAAAAUAGAAGUGUAUUGGGAUGUCCAUGACUGGCUCUUUAGUCCUGGUCUAAGGCACGCAUUGUUCAUUAUUAAGCCAACUUUGGCAUCCACAUAUGCCUCAUCCAAAUCAACAGCAUCAUCACCAUUGUUGUCGUCGUCGUCGUCCAAGUCCACUCCAUUGUCAUCUCAGACAGGGAGUUCUGGUUCAGUACUAGAUGGAUUAAAUGCAGGUGGGUCAUCUGAGUUUUGCCUGUUUCUAUAUGCUUGGAAAGUUGAAUAAGAGGAUGAUACCUAGAGUAGUGGAUGUAUCAUAUUAAAGCCAAGAGAAAUAGGACAAGGUAAAUGAGACAAUUGAUAUUGGCUCAAUUUGGAGUGUGGUGAGAAAGAGGAAGCAAUCACAUGGGAGGAGGUGGAUGGACCACAGGGAGAGGUUGGAAGGAAGUUAGUUACAGCUGGGCCUGACUAAGUGGGCAUUAUUGAACUGGACAUAUUUGGAUCACUUCCAUGCCCAAUAAUUCCCCAAUCUAGAGGCAUCUCCAUCUUGGAUUCUUGUCUACAGCUCUCUCUCUCUCUCUCUCUCUCUCUGGAUCUGAUCUCGAUAAGUGAUGAGAAUGUAUCUAGCAAAUGUUUUUUUUUUUUUUUUUUUUUUAUAUAUAGAACAAGUUGACAAUAUUUUCAUAGUUCAAGUCAAAAGUGACAUUUGUGAUGCAUAACCAACUGCAAUAGCUUGUGUAUGUGCAUGCAUUGUAAAAGUGAUAUAGUCUUUCAUUCCCUUUGUUACUUUCUUUUUAUUGCAGCUAGAUUGAACA
Cornus florida is the source of this 1791-nucleotide messenger RNA. RefSeq lists its product as uncharacterized. The record is from RefSeq and is a predicted model, not a curated record. Bases 270 to 1262 code for a protein of 330 amino acids. The transcript has a single exon. NCBI's taxonomy places the organism in Eukaryota, Viridiplantae, Streptophyta, Magnoliopsida, Cornales, Cornaceae.